Molecule: messenger RNA, 3040 nt
Organism: Scophthalmus maximus (turbot)
Lineage: Eukaryota; Metazoa; Chordata; Actinopteri; Pleuronectiformes; Scophthalmidae
Product: growth arrest-specific protein 1
Exons: 1
Coding region: 727-1476 (249 amino acids)
Biological process (GO): regulation of cell cycle
Source: RefSeq, a predicted model, not a curated record
GGUGUUGUGGGGGGUGGGGGGGGAUGCUCGGCGGACCGUGAAGCGCAACAGCAGAGAAGGGGGACAAAGGCGCACGGAGCGGGAGGACGACAUGCGACAGAUAGAGCCCUCUUCCAAGUGAGGAAAGAAACGACAACGACGACGACGACGACACUGGGUGAUACGUGUGGUGCAGCUGGGAAGAGGAGUCGCAACCAACCAUGGCAAGGGAGAGGAGUUCAAGUGUACCAAGUGAGCUGCGGACCACGGCCGCGGUCCGGCUGCGCGUUCGCUUGGGAUAAAGCCCGCGGGCGCGUCGCGGUGUCCGCCCCGCCACGGACUGCGCCGCCGGCGACAGGAGCAGACGGAGGCUGCGGAUCGGAGUUGUUUGGUUGUUAGUUUUACUACUUUCUCACUCUUGAGCAGGACAUGCUUCCCGGGGAUGAUCUCCCCGAGUCCGACCCUGGCCCCCAGUGUCGCGGCGCCGACCAGGCAACCAACGCGCAAUAGUUCGUGGAUCGUUUCUAGAAAAGAUCGGCUCGACGUUUCCCCUCACUGCGCUGGCGACAACGUGUUUGGUUGCGGGGGGAAACAAAGCGACCCUCGUAUGGAAUAAGUGUGUGAACUUCAGUGCGCGAUAUCGAGUGUGUGUGUGUGUGUGUGUGUGUGUGUGUGUGAGAGAAUUGCCCCGACACUAAUGUGCUGGCGGAGAAAGUGCACGUCACCGAACCAGAACUCCAUCCAAGCAUGGCAUGUUGGUGCGGCGCCCUGGCACUUCUCCCGUGGGUGCUGGUGGCCAUCGACGCGCAGCUCAUCUGCUGGCAGGCGCUGCUCCGGUGCCACGACGAGCCGGAGUGCGACCUCGCGUACAGCCAGUACCUGGCGGCGUGUGAGGGCAACCUCAGGGCGACGCGGAGGCAGUGUCCGAGCCACUGCAUCAACGCGCUGAUCCGGCUCAACCACACCCGCAGCGGGCCGGACCUGGAGAGCUGCGAGUGCGCGCGGGACCUGGAGUGCCUCGGCGCCAAGCGCGCCAUCGAGCCGUGCCUCCCGCGCAGGCACCCGGGCGACGCCGGCGGGAUCGGCUGCAUGGAGGCCAGGCAGCGCUGCGAGGAGGACAGCAACUGCCACACCUCCCUCACGGCCUACCUGUCAUACUGCGGGCAGCUGUUCAACGGCCGGAAGUGCUCCUCCAAGUGCAAAGCCACCAUCCAGCAGAUGCUGUUCAUCCCCAACGGCAAGCUGCUGAACCGCUGCGUCUGCGAUGGGGUGGAGAGGCCCUUCUGCGAGGUGGUCAAGGAGAACAUGAGCAAACUCUGCUCCAUUGGGGACCACAACGUCAUUUCAGACCAGCCGGAUGUGGACGACUUGUACGAGGACGAGGACUAUGACCCCAAGAACGACAGGGAGGAGGUGUACACCGACCACUCCUCUGCCCAGAGGGUCUCCAGCUGCAUGGCGCUCCUGUUUCUUCCUCUGGCAUGGAUGUUUGACUGAGAUGAUGGCCACUGGAAACACCGGGAUUCGCGGGGGGUUCAGUGACCUGCCCAAAGACACUUCGGCGCAGCAUUGUCUACUGCCACCGCGGAACUCGACCCCGGGGCCUGCUGGAUGAGGAGCGUUGUCCCACGGGACUCCCUGCCAUCCCAGCUUUUAGUUGCACUGAGACAAGAGAGCACACUUGUGAUUUGUGUAGCGCUUCCACAGUUGUGCAAUUUACACAGUGAUUCAUCUUCAUGCACAUCUCACUCAGGAAUACUGCUCUUCUGAUUUGUGGUCCUCAUGCUCCCUGGUAAGGGCCUUGUAGUGGGUGCGACUGCUUACUUUUUAGCCAAGUAGAAGAAAGCCUGUUGUCACAAACACUUCCAGGUGAUAAUGAGAGGAAAUGAACCACAACCAGACCCUUUCUUUCUUUUUUUUGGCAGGCCACUGCCAUGUUGAGUGCCUUUUAAAAAGCCCCCUGUUUGUUUGGUCUGGUUUCAGUGCCACUUGGGAGUGUGGCCUUAUUAAGACCUUAGACAAACAUUGGACCCUUACAGUCUCUGUUUGCUCUGCUCUCCAUUUCGGGGGGCCGCCGCAUUGUUGCGGCGAAAGCACACGUCAAAUAUUUGUGGGCCAAGGCAGAGGACAGGCCAGGGUGUGAGAUCAAGUUCUUAAAUGAACUGAAGCGCCUCUGCAGCACUCUUGUCUGGGCCCCUCCCUUGUUUCAGAUUGUUUUAUUGAACUUUUCCUGAGGACCCCCCCCCCCCCCCAUCCUCCUCUCUGCUGCCCUCCCCCCUCUCACGCCUUUAAAAGACCCCUGUCUUUAUCACAGCUCUCACGCUGAAGCAACAACCCAGGGAAACCCGUCCGCUGCCGGUGUGAACGUGUGAACAGAUCAUACCUGAAGUUUGUCCACACGACCACCUGUUCCGACACACCGCUUGGUUUUGUGACUCAUGUGCGGACGCAUUUCAAGAGAAACUGUGUUUCGAGGGCAAAACUGUUCCAGUGAGACAUGAUAAGCUCACCGAGGAGAGAAAGUAUAUCUGGGUAUAUGAUGAUCUACCUUAGUGACUCACCGAGUUGAGGAGUGUUGUUAAACCUCAGCGGAGGUGCGUUCGGCCGCGCAUGGAGCUCUUACCGCACGCAGGAUUGUCACCAAGUGCAGUUUGAACUAUUUUGCACAAACACAGAUGAAGGUCAGAAUUAUUGAAAUGUGAUUUAAUUCAGUUCCCUAAUCCCUCUUAAGGCUCCUGUGAGGCUACUGUGCAGUGAACAGGGCUAAUGUGACCGGCUCGAAGUUUCUACAGUAGUCCAGGGAUUCAAACCAGCGGCCUUUCAGUGUCACCUCUUCUACUGUUCCAUGUCAUGCUGUAAAAGGGAAAGUAAUAAAAAACAAACAUGGUUUUUGUUAGUAUUGUUCACUUUUGGAAUGAAGCCGUCCAGUUGAGUGUCCGCCAGUUGGAAUGGUGUCAAAACUAACCUUCUUUGUUUUCGGUACAUAGCAGUAACCAUCUCAGAGCAGUGUCUUUUCAUGUGGGAUGGGGGAGUUUUAUAAUAAAAUGUUUACGAGCUUAAA